This is a messenger RNA of Phacochoerus africanus (Common warthog), 1837 nucleotides long. RefSeq names its product FXYD domain containing ion transport regulator 6 (gene FXYD6). Gene Ontology annotation, molecular function: sodium channel regulator activity. The transcript has 8 exons. The record is from RefSeq and is a predicted model, not a curated record. Gene Ontology annotation, cellular component: membrane. NCBI's taxonomy places the organism in Eukaryota, Metazoa, Chordata, Mammalia, Artiodactyla, Suidae. Gene Ontology annotation, biological process: regulation of sodium ion transmembrane transporter activity. Bases 318 to 605 code for a protein of 95 amino acids.
GGCGGCGCGCUCGGAGCGGCGGGCGACGGGCAGCGCGGCGACGGGGAGAGGGUCCGCGUGCAAACGCUCCCCGGAGGCCAGCGGACGGUGACACCGUGGUCGCCGGAGCCCAGCUGGGCCGAGACCCCGCCCACCACUCCCCACCCCUGCAGGACGCGCCACUCCAGCCCGCUCCAGCCCUUCCUGGGAGGGGAGGCGGGAAAAAAGGGAAAGCCUCGCCCAUCGCCCUGCCCCCAGCCCCGCCACUCCCAGGCUCCUCCGGACUCGGCACGUCCUCCUGGGAUUGUCUCCGGAGGGGACCGCGUUGUGCAGACGCCAUGGAGGUGUUGCUGAUGUUCCUGUGCAGCCUGCUGGCCCCUGCGGUCCUGGCCAGUGCAGCUGAGCAGGAGAAAGAAAAGGACCCUUUUCAUUAUGAUUACCAGACCCUGCGGAUCGGGGGAUUGGUGUUUGCUGUGGUUCUCUUCUCCGUGGGGAUCCUGCUUAUCCUGAGUCGCAGAUGCAAAUGCAGUUUCAAUCAGAAGCCACGGGCCCCGGGCGACGAGGAGGCCCAGGUGGAGAACCUUGUCACUGCAAAUGCAACGGAGCCCCAAAAAGCAGAGAACUGAAGCGCAGCCCUCAGGCGAAAAGAACCUGAAGGCAGCUGCUCCAACCUUUAGAUGCACAUGCUGAUGCUUAAGAAAACCGACCACUUCAGCAACCAAUCUUUCCCCAGGAGAAGCCAAGAACUUGUGUGUCCCCCGGCUCUUUCUCCAGCUCCUCAAGCACCUGUUCCCAACUUAAUGAUGCAACCCUGCCUCCCCCACCUGCAGCCUGUGGUCUUGUCCAUCUCCUGUGACAUGUGUGUGUCUGUGUGUCCGAUGACUGUGAUCUUCGUGGCUGCUUAUUUGUGAAUGAUGUUGAGUUUAGUGCACCUGGCCUCUCUUUCCUGGGCAGGAGCUGGGCCGUGUGGCCGUCAGCACCUCCCUGCUCUCUGUGGCCCCAUCACCUCCCAGUCCUCGGAGUCUGCUUUUCACCUGAGAGACCUGUUCCCUCUCUGGAUGGAGGGGUGGGUGUAAGAGUCGGGCAAGGGUGGGAGUCUCCAGUAGCCUUGGGCCUUGGGAAGGUUUGCAUCACCUUCAGGGUCCUUCUGCAUGGCCCCUCUUCACUCCUCUUAUAAGACCCUUGCUUCCGUAUUCCUCCCUGGACCAAGUCUGCUCUGAGGUCUCCUGGCAGUGGGAGGUUCCCAGCAAGGAGCUGGUGAGACCACUUUGCCCUCAGGCAGCCCCUUUCCCUGAUCUCCAUCUGCCCUAUCCUUCCCGUCCCCUGCCCUGGGGACAUGCCCCUUGCAUAUCUUAUCAGCAAUAACCCCAUGGCUAUGGAACCCUCCCCUCUCUCCAGCCUUCUCUGCUCCCAAGACUCCCGUCUGCAGCUCAUCUGCAGCCCAGCUCCCCUGGACUCAGACUCCUGUCCCUGACUCGGGUCUCUGGCAGGCGAGAGUGGAAGGGAUGCAUUCCGCUGGGGCCAGUGCUCUGGGGAGGGACAGCAGGGAGAGGAUCCUUUGCCUCUCUGUCCAUGCCCUGUUGGCUGGGCAGCAGUGUGGCUCCUGUGCCCUUGGCUUUGCCCAUCACUGGCCAGACAGCAGAUGCAGCGGCUAUGCUGCAGGUUAGAGCCCAGGCAGGGCUCCUCGCAAGCCCUGCUGCAGAGGGAUCAACAUGAAGAAAGUGGAAAAUCGGACCCCCUCCCCAACCCAUCGUGUGCUUGUGGAAAGUGACCAAACUGUGCUGCUGUGACCAGGACUGCUGUUCUCCACGUCGUGAUCUCUCAACAACAAGAGGAAUAAAAUACCAUUUGUUUCCUA